Oppiella nova is the source of this 795-nucleotide messenger RNA. The record is from the annotation of a GenBank genome assembly. Lineage: Eukaryota; Metazoa; Arthropoda; Arachnida; Sarcoptiformes; Oppiidae.
AUGUGCGAUAAUUUGGAUAAUUAUCCCAAAAGUGAUACCAUUUAUGAGAAAUUUCUUCAACGGUUAAAGAGCGAAAAUGGUUUAAUUAAAUGCAAGAAAUGUUUAGUAAAUAAUGGAUUUGUUUUACUGCAACGAAAGGACGUGUUUUGCGGGGACUGUCUGUCCGACUACUGUUCCCAUAAGUUUAGGGCAACUAUUGGCAAAUCAAGGGCCAUUCACACCGGAGAACGAGUGCUCAUUGCCUUCUCCGGUGGUAUCAACUCGUCGGCGAUGGUCCACAUGAUUAUGGAAGGCCUCCAAGAGGUGCAGCACAAGAAGUUGCGAUUUGUUCCCUCUAUCAUCCAUAUCGAUGAAAGUAUUUUGAGUGAUGAAUCAAAUGAUCAAAACGAGUCCGUAAUCAAAGAGAUAACAGAUAUGAUGUCAGACACUAAAUGGCAGUGUUUUGAGACAUCAAUAGAGAUGUCUUAUCGACAAAAUGACACCAAUUUUUACGCCAAUUUUAAUGAUAAAUCAGUUGACAGUGAGACCCGCAAUGAAUGCCAGAAAACAUUUAUGGAUUCGUUUUCGAGUAUUCAGUCUUUGACUUCAAAACAGGAGUUCCUGAAGAGAAUGCGGAAUCCCAGAGAUAGUGAGUCUCAUCUCACGGACGAUAAGAAUUUGUGCUAUAGUUGUAGUCUUAUAGCCAAUGAAAUGACUUCAGUUGAGAAUAAGUUUCCAAAACAUUUGGUUAAAAGAGGUAUAAAAGAAGACGUGAAGAGCUUUCUUAUAGAUCAUAAUGAAGACGACUCCGGAUGA